Danaus plexippus (monarch butterfly) is the source of this 1008-nucleotide messenger RNA. RefSeq lists its product as uncharacterized. The record is from RefSeq and is a predicted model, not a curated record. The transcript is spliced from 5 exons. NCBI's taxonomy places the organism in Eukaryota, Metazoa, Arthropoda, Insecta, Lepidoptera, Nymphalidae. The coding region runs from base 219 to 680 and encodes 153 amino acids.
AAGCUGAGAUGCUACGUUAUCAGAACUGUAGCAUAACCCAAUUGGUUGUUUUCUCGUAACAUCGUGGUAUACACCUAUCACAACUUGGCUUGCAUUGUUUUAACCAAUGGCACGACAGAUGCCAAUUCUAGACUAUACUGACCGUCAGUCCAAGAGUUUCCCGUGUUAUUCCUAAGUUUCUUCCAAAAUGAUCAAGUGAUUGUGUUAUAUGUGUAAAUAUGAUUAUUAUAUACGUUGAUAUAAUACUACUGAGUGUAUUGUUUCUUCUGAUACUGUUCACUUGCGGCUUUUGCAUUUACCGAAUACACGGAAUGCAACAGAAUGGGCAAGUAGCAUAUUUUCUCAGACCGACUAAAGUACUGUUUUCUCAUAAAAAUCAAGAAGAUGGCAGUGAACAGUUGAGGAGUGUGGUGGCGUACCGCAACCCCUUCACGGGGGACUACUGCGUCAACAAGAGCCAAGCCUCACACGGAUACAUGAACCAGCUGCCUCCCGACGCCUCCUCCCCGGACAGCGGGCUCUCUGAUGACCGAUACGAACCUCUCGGACCACCGCUGGGAACUCUGCCACUGAAGAACGCGAUAGCUGCAGAGGCUGUAAAGUCACCAGCUGCGACACCAAUUUAUGACAACAGCAUCACCAAAACAUGGAAAUGGGAUUACACCGAGUACCAAAUAUAAGUCUGCGAUCAAUGAAACGUUGCCAACCCUCAAUGACGUCAUGAUGUAUCACUUCAAGUAGAUGAAAAAUGCGACAAAUACUAUUUUGAAAAACAAUAUUUAUAUAAUAAUUAAUAAGGUUUUCAGUGUUUCCAACCCUGAUACAUGAGAGUAUUAAUUUAAAGGAUAAUCGAUUCCACAAAAUUUAAUAAAUAUUAAAUGAGGAUUCUGAAUUAACUAUUGAUACCAUAUGGAUGUUAUUUAUAUUAAGAUUAUUGUAUUAUUAUUUGAUGAUGUGACGAGAGAUAUAAAAAUAUUUAACACUUUAUAUAAAGUCGAUGUUAAAGUU